AUGAAAUACGCUCAGUACACAUUCCUGGUGACGAUCAUCUCCAUUAUCGAUUAUUCCUCGGCGCAGCCUUCGUGUGCAGUGGAAUCUUUCUCUGUGAAGGAAGACUUUGACCCCAAGAGGUAUGCAGGUAAAUGGUAUGCGCUGGCCAAGAAAGACCCAGAAGGCCUGUUUCUACAAGAUAACAUCUCAGCUGAAUAUACCAUUGAGGAGGAUGGCACUAUGAUUGCAUCUUCCAAAGGCAGAGUGAAGCUUUUCGGGUUCUGGGUGAUCUGCGCUGACAUGGCCGCCCAAUACUCAGUGCCUGACCCCACCACUCCAGCAAAAAUGUUCAUGAAUUAUCAAGGCCUGGCAAGCUAUUUGUCAAGCGGAGGUGACAACUACUGGGUGAUUGACACAGACUACGACAACUAUGCCAUCACCUAUGCCUGCCGCAGUCUGAAAGAGGAUGGCUCCUGUGAUGACGGCUACUCCAUUAUUUUCUCUCGCAACCCUCGUGGUCUCCCCCCAGCCAUUCAGCGCAUUGUGCGCCAGAAGCAGGAAGAAAUCUGCAUGUCUGGCCAGUUCCAGCCUGUGCUACAGUCAGCUGGGGCAGUUUUUCUCCAGUACAUGGUGUGCAUAGCUGGGUCGUGGAACUUGUUCGCUUUCGAGUUUGAUCCAUAG
This is a messenger RNA of Zootoca vivipara (common lizard), 660 nucleotides long. Its product is annotated as purpurin. Gene Ontology annotation, molecular function: retinoid binding; retinol transmembrane transporter activity. The record is from RefSeq and is a predicted model, not a curated record. NCBI's taxonomy places the organism in Eukaryota, Metazoa, Chordata, Lepidosauria, Squamata, Lacertidae.